AUGAACAGAUGUUUCACAGACGGAGCAUGGAGGGAAGAUGGACUAGCCGCAGGCAUGGGUUGGAGAAUCGAGUCGAAUCGCAAGAUCUUUGUGGGACAGGGAUCAAAAGUUAUGGAUUUUGUGAAAUCCCCCUUGAUGGCGGAAGCCCUUGCAAUCCGCUUUGCCCUCAAUCAUGCCCUCGAAUUGGGAUUGGAAACCAUCUGCAUCGCAUCCGAUGCAUACGAACUAAUCCGAGUUUUAAACCUUGGACAAAACCGAACAGAAAUCUUUGAGAUUCUUCACGACAUCUACAAACUUUCCUCUCAAUUUCUUGAUGUUGCUUUUAUCUUUAUUCCGAGAGAAACCAAUUUAGUGGCGGAUUCUCUGGCAAAACAAUAUCUCCAUGCCCUUUCAAUGGUAUCGGAGAUAAACCCGAGUGUUUAA
Arabis nemorensis is the source of this 423-nucleotide messenger RNA. NCBI's taxonomy places the organism in Eukaryota, Viridiplantae, Streptophyta, Magnoliopsida, Brassicales, Brassicaceae. The record is from the annotation of a GenBank genome assembly.